Molecule: messenger RNA, 1467 nt
Organism: Camelina sativa (false flax)
Lineage: Eukaryota; Viridiplantae; Streptophyta; Magnoliopsida; Brassicales; Brassicaceae
Source: RefSeq, a predicted model, not a curated record
AUGAAGCCAUCGAUUUGGUCUGCCAUAGUUCUCCUCCUCGUCCUUGUACCAACGACGAUCUCUCACGACUACUCCGAUGCUCUCACGAAGUCCAUCCUCUUCUUCGAAGGUCAACGCUCUGGUUAUCUUCCAAGCAAUCAAAGGAUGACGUGGCGCCGUCACUCCGCACUCAAGGACGGCGAAAACCUCAAUGCCGACCUCGUUGGUGGUUACUACGACGCUGGAGACAACAUUAAGUUCCACUUUCCGAUGGCUUUUUCGAUUACGAUGCUUGCGUGGAGCGCUAACGACUUCGGAAGUUACAUGUCUCCGGCUGAUCUCCGUGACAACCACGUUGCUCUCCGCUGGGGAACCGAUUAUCUCCUUAAGACCGUUUCGCAACUCCCUAAUCGCAUCUUCGUCCAAGUAGGUGAAGCAACACCGGAUCAUCAGUGUUGGGAGAGACCAGAGGAUAUGGACACACCACGUACUGCUUACGCUGUGGAAGCACCGAACCCAGCCUCUGAUUUAGCGGGAGAAGUCGCAGCUGCGUUAGCAGCCGCCUCAAUCGCAUUCAGACGAUUUGAUCCUAUAUAUUCUCAAUUGUUGCUCGAUAACGCUAUAAAAACUUUUGAUGUAAACGGAUAUGAGGAUGAGUUAUUAUGGGGAGCUGCAUGGCUGAGAAGAGCGACCGGUCAAGAUUCUUACUUAAAAUACUUAGUGGACAAUCGUCUAUCUUUCGGGGAAGAUUUUAAUUACUUCGAGUUUGGAUGGGAUAACAAAGUUGGGGGCAUCAAUGUUCUCGUUGCAAAGGAAGUAUUUGAGAAGAAUGUAGCUGCGAUUGCACCUUAUAAGGAUACAGCGGAAAAAUUGAUGUGUUCAUAUUUUCUGGAAACUCCGGGUUCACAUAUGAGGUACUCUCCCGGUGGCCUUCUUUACAAACCAGGAAGCAGCCAGCUCCAAAACACCGUCGCAUUGACUUUUCUCCUUCUCACCUACGCCAAUUACCUCUCUAAAUCCUCUCAACAACUCCAGUGUGGUAGUCUCAGUAUCCAACCUGAUUCCCUCCAUCGCUUGGCCAAACGACAAGUGGAUUACAUUUUGGGAGAUAAUCCGAUGAAAAUGUCAUACAUGAUCGGGUACGGUAGUCGGUAUCCGCAACAAAUCCAUCACCGCGGUGCAUCCUCACCGUCUAAAAAGACUCAUCCCACGGCCAUCAAAUGCUCAGAAGGAUGGAUUAAUGUUUUCACAUCACCAAAUCCAGACCCCAACAUUUUAGUAGGUGCGGUGAUCGGGGGACCUGACAUAGAUGACAAAUUCAUAGGAGGUCGGACAAAUGCAAGUGAGACGGAGCCGACGACUUACAUCAAUGCACCUAUCGUUGGUGUCUUGGCUUAUUUUAAGGCCAACCCAAUGUUAGACGACUCUCGCUUUUUAAGAUUUUUCAAAAGAUUUGUAACUAAAUCAAAAAGUUCAACUACGAACUGA